CAGCAUGCGACUCAAUCGCAGCGUCCAGGGCGACGCGAUUCGCGCAUCAUGAUGCUGCGCCAAGGUCGUCUUGGUCUCGACGUUCUUGGCUGCGGCCACGCGCCGCCAUGGUAUCGGCAACACCGGAGUGAUGGUCGAAGCUUGGUUACCGUCACUCUUCCCCGUCCCGUCGCUCGCCACUUCGAAAUGAGCCGCGGCUGGGCACUUGUCAUUCUCUCGCUGAUCCUCUCGGCCGCUGCCAUGUCCCCCAAGGUCGCGCCCGCGCUGGCCACGGCCUUUGAGACGACGGACCGCGUCAACAUCAUGGUCGAGCUUGACGGAUCGACCGAGUCGGUCGAGAACCGGUCGUCGUCGGGCGACAACACCAACUACAUGCACGACCUGCAGGCCUUCACUGCCGCCCGGCAGCAAGCCGUAAAGGACGUGCUCGCCGCUCACCCGACAGAGUUCUCGGGCGAGCCCAAGUUUUUCUGGAUCACAAACAAGGUCUCGGUACCACAAGCAUCCGCUGUCCUCGUCAUGGAGCUCGCCGACCUUUCUUCCGUCGUCGCGAUCACGGGCCAGCACAUUGUUCACAUCCAACCCAUUUCGAUCGAGCGCGAAGGCUUCUAAUGCUGAUCCAAUUUAUCUUGUUGCAAGCACCUCCUCCAUGCGGUGGUGAUUUUGAGAGGA
Messenger RNA from Saprolegnia diclina VS20, 672 nucleotides. RefSeq lists its product as hypothetical. The transcript has a single exon. The record is from RefSeq and is a predicted model, not a curated record. NCBI's taxonomy places the organism in Eukaryota, Oomycota, Saprolegniomycetes, Saprolegniales, Saprolegniaceae. Bases 49 to 612 code for a protein of 187 amino acids.